CUUAUUUUCACUUCACACACCCUUUUUUUACCUUAAGCAUAUCAGCCGAUCUGUGUCAUUGGCAACAAAGACAGGUUAAGAUGCGGCGCUGGGCCGCGCUUGCUUUCGCCUGCGUGGCGCUAUGGGCGCACGCGGCGAACGCAGCGCUUAUGUCCAUUGAUUUAGGCAGUGAAUUUCUCAAGGUUUGCCUUGUUAAACCCGGGCGGACGCCAAUUUCUGUUGCCGUGAAUGAAAUGAGCAAGCGCAAAUCACCCGCUCUAGUAGGCGUCGUUAACGGCGAACGACUAUUGGGAGAGGAGGCUUACUCGUUUGCAGUUCGCUAUCCAGAAACUAUUUUUCAGCGGGCCCGCGAUCUGCUAGGAAAAGACCCCGACGACCCGACGAUCGCAGCCAUGCUGAAAGAGCACAGCCUGCCCUACAAAGUGGUUGCCCAUCCUAAACGCGGAGUUGCCAGUAUUCAAAUUGGCGAUGACACUGUGUAUUCGCCCGAGGAGCUGGUGGGCUCCAUCCUCUACUACGCCCGCCAAAUCGCGGAGGCCCAGGCGGGUAGCCCCGUGCUGGACGCCGUGAUCACGGUGCCCGCCUUCUUCGGCCAGCGCCAGCGCCAGGCCCUGGCCGACGCCGCCAGCCUGGCCGGCCUCAACCUCAUGGGCCUCAUCAACACCCACACCGCCGCCGCGCUGCAGUACGGCAUCGAGCGCGACUUCACCAACCGCAGCCAAACCAUCAUCCUGUACGACAUGGGCAGCGGCACCACCGAGGUGGCGCUGGUCAAGUACAGCACCUACACAGUCAAGGAGGCGGGCAAACCGCGCACCUACAACCAGCUGGAGGUCAAGGAUGUCGACUGGGACGACUCGCUGGGCUCCAACCUGCUGGACAUGGCCCUGGCGCGGCACUUUGCGUCGGAGUUCAGCUCCAGGGAGGCCGCCCGGCCGGGUGGGGCGGCGGUGGACGUGUUGUCGCUGCCCAAGUCCAUGGCAAAGCUGCGGCGGCAGGUGCGGCGGACCAAGGAGAUGCUGUCCGCCAACUCCGCUGCGCCGUGUUCCGUGGAGGAGCUGUACGACGGUCGGGACUUCCAGAGCAGCAUCAGCCGGGAGGCGUUCGAGGGGCUGGCGGCGGACUUUUUCGGUCGCGCCACUGCGCCGCUGCGGCGGCUGCUGGAGCGGAACGGGCUGGCGGCGGGGGACAUUGACGCGGUGGAGCUGCUGGGCGGGGGCAGCCGGGUGCCGCGACUGCAGGCGGCGCUGUCGGAGGUGCUGGGAGGCCGGGGGCUGGACAGGCACCUGGACGCCGACGAGGCCGCCGUGCUGGGCGCCGGCCUGUUCGCCGCCAACCUGUCCACCAGCUUCCGGCUGCGCAAGUUCGGCAUGGUGGAUGUGAGCAUGUACGGCGUCAGCCUCAGCCUGGACAACGUGGUGCUGGGGGCGGCGGAGGAGGCGGGGGAGGCGGUGCGGGAGGAGGAGCCCCCCCUGUUGAAGCUGCGCAACCUGCUGCCCUACAUGAAGAAGCUGCCCUCCAAGCGCCUGGUCAAGCUGGAGCGGCUGGCGGCCGACCCGCUGCGAUUCUCGCUCGCAUACAACGGCUCCACCCCGCACGGCCUGCCGCCCGGGGUGCGCGAGGCGGCGCUGGCAGAAUGGGAGGUGACGGGGGUGGACGAGGUGGUGGGCAGGUACAACAGCAGCGGACAGGUGACCCUGCGGUUCGACGCGGACUACAGCGGGCUGCUGCGUCUGGACCGGGUGGAGGCGGUGGUGGAGUACGAGGUGAUGGAGGAGCGGGAGGUGGAGGAGGCGGUGGAGGCGGGGGCGGGAGGCGAGCAGCAGGAGAAGCAGCAGCAGGACAGCGCGGAGGGGGGCAAGGCCGAGCAGGAGGCAGACAAGGAUAAGGGCUCGAAUGCGGGCGAGUCGGAAGCCGAGGAGGAGAAUGGCAGUGGCGGCGAGGGUGGUGGUGAGGGCGAAGGCUCGGAGGCGGCCCAGCCCGGCAGCGAGGAGGCUGUCAAGACAGAGGAGGGCGCAUCCAAUACCACCGCCACUGCCAACACCACCACUAACACCACCGCCACCACCAUCAAGAGGCGCAUCCUGGUGCCCAAGACCAAGGUGGCAAAGGUGCCCCUCUCUGUGGGCGGUCGCGGCUGGCUGUCUCCCCCCCUCACCGCCGACCAGCUGGCUGCUUCCCGGGCAGUGCUGGCGGGCUGGGAGGAGGCGGAGGCGGUGAAGCGCGAGGUGGCGCGGGCGCGCAACGACCUGGAGAGCUACAUCAUCGCCAUGAAGGAGGCGCUGGAGACGGAUGAGCUGGUCAUGAAGGUCAGCACCGAGGCCCAGCGCGAGUCCUUCCACUCCCGCCUGGCUGCCGAGGAGGACUGGCUGUACAUGGAGGCGGAGGAGGGCGAGGGGCCGGAGCAGUUCAGGCGGCGGUUGAAGGCGCUGCAGGAAAUUGGGGAGCCCAUCAAGAGGAGGGCGGAGGAGCUGGAGUUGCGCCCCAAGCUGGUGGAGGGGCUGCGGUCGCAGGCGGGAUUGCGCCGGGCGCUCAUCGGCGCCUGGCCCGCCACCAAGCCCUGGAUCAGCGAGGCGGAGCAGCAGGAGGUGGACAAGCUGCUCUCCGACUUCGAGGCCGACCUGGCCGCCAAGCUGGCCGCCCAGGAGGGCCGACCCGAGCAUGAGGAGCCCGCCUUCACCGCCUCGGAGCUGGCGGCGGCGUGGGAGCGGUUCGAGAAGGCCUUCAACAAGGUCAACAACAAGAAGAAGCCCAAGCCGCCGCCGGAGGAGGCGAAGCCGGCAGCGGAGGGAGCUGGGGCGGAGGGCGCGGAGGGUGCUGGCAAGGGGGCGGAGAGCGGCUCGGAGGGCGACAAGGCGGGUGAGGCGGACCCAGGGGCGGCGGCGGGCGCGAAGGACGCUAACGGCGGCAG
This is a messenger RNA of Astrephomene gubernaculifera, 2911 nucleotides long. The record is from the annotation of a GenBank genome assembly. NCBI's taxonomy places the organism in Eukaryota, Viridiplantae, Chlorophyta, Chlorophyceae, Chlamydomonadales, Astrephomenaceae.